Molecule: messenger RNA, 7577 nt
Organism: Pocillopora damicornis (cauliflower coral)
Lineage: Eukaryota; Metazoa; Cnidaria; Anthozoa; Scleractinia; Pocilloporidae
Product: tyrosine-protein phosphatase Lar
Biological process (GO): protein dephosphorylation
Molecular function (GO): protein tyrosine phosphatase activity; protein binding
Source: RefSeq, a predicted model, not a curated record
UAAUAUCAUGGCUAAGAGAUUCGAAGCCUGUCGACUUAUCUGACCCAAGGAUCAGCAUACCCAGACCAGGAGCUUUAAAAUUGUCAAACGCGAAAUCCUCAGAUACUUCACUGUUUGUUUGUGUUGCGACCAACAGUUUGGGAAUGACUUAUAGCAGACAAGCACGACUCUUGCACAUAGUGGUUAACACGAAGCCAGUCAUCACCAAACCCCCUAUGCCUAUCACAGUCAACCCAGAGACAGAUGUCCACCUAAACUGCACAGCAACAGGCACCCCACAGCCAGAUAUCCGCUGGGAGCAUAAAGGAGUCACUGUAGGUUAUAGCGUGUUGACCAUUGAAAAUAUCCAGAAGUCUGGUAACUACACAUGCAUCGCAGAAAACUCCGUAGGAAGUUCUCGAGCUUCUACUUCUGUUACUGUUAGAAAGGUGCCAUUCACUCCGACUAAACCCACUCAGGCUCAGAGAACCGCUUAUUCGAUCACCGUUACUUGGCAACCCACUGGAAAUCACUCAAUAGAUUCUUACACUCUAUAUUACCGUGAAAAGAGCGCUAGCAAGUGGAUUCUGGUAAAGGACAUUCGUGGGCGAACUUCUACGACACUUGAUAACCUGGAGCCCUAUACUACUUAUCAGUUCCGAGUUUUUGCCGUGAAUAACAUAGGAUUAAGCAAACCUAGCCCUUUGGCUGAAAUGACAACGUUGGAAAAAGCUCCUGGAACACCACCAACAAACGUUCAAGCGUGGGGAAUCUCCGACACAUCAUUCAAAGCGACAUGGCUACCACCCAGUCAGCCAAAUGGUCGCUUAACAGGAUACCGCUUGUACCUGACUACUAAUUUAAAAGGAAAAUGGCUAUACAGGGUGUCAGGAGAGAACGAAAUGAUAGUGAGAGGAUUACAGAAAAAGACCACUUACUAUUACACAUUAUAUGCGUACAAUAACGUUGGUGAGGGGCCUUACUCAGGGACGUAUGCUGUAAAAACUUCAAAGGGAGCGCCUGGGCAGCCUAAAAAUGUUCGUGUUAAAGUGCUGUCACCAAGAUCGAUUCAAGUCACAUGGAAGGCUCCGACUUUCAUUGGAAAUGGUAUAUACGUGUAUGAGGUUUAUUGCAACAAGUCACGCAAAACUGUAAACACUUACACAGUUGCAAAUGACUUAUUUGCUUACGAGAUACGAGGACUUCAUCCCCACACCAACUACCGGAUCCAAGUGGCCGCCAGAUCUAGUGAUGUUGGGCCAUUGUCGUUCGCCAAGGUUGUGAAAACAUUGGAAGACGUUCCCAGUGCACCUCCAGCUAACAUUAGCAGCACAAGCGUGGAGCCGACUAUUCAUGAGAUCAGCUGGGAUCCCCCUCCACUUGGCCAUCGCAAUGGACGAAUAACAAACUACACCAUCAAGUACAGAGAAAAAGGAAAAAAUGAAACUUUUUUGACUGUUGAUGGAAAUAAAUUAUCUGUCCGUCUACACAAUCUAAAGAAGUAUACCACGUACUUUGUCUGGGUGACAGCGAGUACGUCAGUUGGGCCUGGGCCGAGGUCUAGCGAGCACAACUUCACCACAGAGGAAGACAUUCCCAGGGAAGCGCCUCGUCAUCUCAAGUGCGAUGUGCUGAAUUCGACUGCUAUCAGAGUCCGCUGGUCAGCCCCACUGCAGUCGCAGGGUGGACGUAUCCGAGGCUAUGUUGUAUUCUAUACAAAAGUCGAUGAUCUUGGUGAAGAACUGAUUCCACCCGAGCAAACUCAAGUUAAAUUUACUGCUUCCGAACAUCAAUUGUCCCUAAUGUUAACUGAACUUGAUCCUGAUUCAACGUACGAAAUAGAAGUUUCAGCCUACUCGAAUAAAGGAGACGGAAAGCGAAGCAUCUCAGUGCUUGCGAAGACCUUACCCAAGCCACCGGAUGCACCAUACGUUACUGGCAAAGCGGGCUCUUCCUCUUCAGGGACUGACGUUACGAUUAAAUGGUUCACAGCAGCCCCUAAUAUCUUGUCCUAUAGGUUGCGGUAUGGGAAGUCUUUGCACAAUCUCCGUGGACGGGAUCAUUCUAAAGUCAAACUGAAAGAAAUGCCGUUUCCUCCUCAAACCAAGGAACAUUUGUUUAAAGAGCUUGACUUAGGGGUGUGGUAUCUGUUCAAAGUCUCUAUACAAAGUACAGCCGGCUGGUCACUAGAAACACCAUUUUGGGUUCAAAUGCCUCCGGGUCCCCCAACAGGACCCCCUCUUCAGGUCAGGUCUCAGGCGGUUUCAUCAACUGAAAUUCGUGUAACUUGGCUAGAGCCGGACAAGUGGCAACGUAAUGGACCUCUUAUUGGGUAUACUGUGGUAUACAACCCGCUUAAACGGAAGAGACGGGUGGGAGUUAAAAAUAUCACCAACCCGAACCAAACGCAAGCGCUCCUAACGGGGCUCAGAAUGUUCACUGAAUAUGAGAUUCGAGUCCGAGCCCUUGGCUUGAAGGGUUCUGGGCCCUUGAGUCGCCCUGUUGUCGAGAAGACAAAUGAAGGAGUUCCCAGUCCUCCUCGCGGCCUCUUGGAAGUAGCCCGAAGCACUGACGCUAUUACAAUAUCAUGGCAACCGCCCAAGUCUCCAAACGGUGAAGUGUUGAGUUAUCUAGUAAUCUAUUCGGAUGCUGUGAAGCUUCCCCUCUCCCAAUGGAGUUCUAGAGGAGUCAAGGGUCUUCGAGCAACCUUAAAGGCCCUGUCACGUGACACGAAGUACUGGAUUCGUGUCGCCGCUGAGACGUUGGUUGGCACCGGCAAUUAUUCUUCGCCAAUCUUCGUAAAGACCUUGAAAUACGACCUGCCAGAAUCUUGCCAAGAUCUGCAAUUCGAGUCUAAAGGUAGCGACUUGGUAGUACUGAACUGGAAACCCCCAGUUACGGAUGCAGGAAUAACCAAAUAUAAGAUAACAUAUUCCGGCACGAAAUCCUACACGGAGAAAGGCGAACGGAAACAGCUCUCUCACAUUCGCGAUGUGAAGUUGGACGCUGUCUCGCCCGGUCUUCAAUCGCACACCCUAAAAGGACUUGUUCCCCACACAACCUACAAGAUAGAAUUGUCAGCGGUUAAUUCCAUGGGCGAGGGGCCAAGUACAACUUUAACACUAAAAACCGACACGGGUAAACCUCCAGCUCUAACAAGACCCGUCAUCAUCGAGGAAAAAAGUUCAAAUGAGUAUUUGCCCAUGAAAUUGGAGGCUGCGUCAGAGAGAAAUGGACCAAUCAGCCAUUACGUAGUAAUCGUUGUGCCGCUGGGCAAAAGCAAUCAGCUUCCCAAAGACAAAUCCCCGGAUGACUUCUUCGGAGAACUGAGGCGAAAGAGAGAGGCCGAGGGUACCAACGAAGAGCCUUACAUCGCCGCAAAAUUCAGCCCAUCAGAACUACCGACGACAUUCAACGUGGGAGAUGAAAGCUUCAAGAAUCUUUAUGGUUACUACAAUAAAAAGCUGACCAAGGGAUCUUACUAUACGAUGUUUACAAGAGCUUAUGUGAAAAGCGACAAAGGGGACGUGUUGUAUACAUCGAGUCCAUUUGUAACACCUGUAAAGUUCGGUGACAGUUCAAAGGGGGGUUUUACUGGUGCUGCGCAGGACCCGGAGGAACACGCCGGAGGAGGACUGAACAUGAUGUUUAUAAUCAUCCCAGUAGCCGCUUUAAUCGCGCUUACCGCCAUCAUUGUUAUUGCAGUCGUUGUUUGUAGAAGGAGAAAAAGAAAAAGUAAAAAGUCCAAAUCUUUGGAUGAUGAUAAAUCAGAACCAUCAGAUCCUGUAGAAAUGAAGAGAAUGACGAUCCAAACACCAGCCAUGAUGGACCAUCCUCCAAUCCCUGUCUCCGAGCUUCUCAAUCACAACAAUAGCUUAAAAGCUGAAAAGAAUUCUAAAUUUUUGCAAGAAUACGAGUCGAUUGAACCAGGAGAAACCUUUACUUCUGAAGCCUCAUCACAGGAGUGUAAUAAAUCAAAGAACCGUUAUCCCAACAUUGUUGCUUACGACCAUUCCCGUGUACACUUGUCAAUAGUAGAUGGUAUCGUGGGCUCCGAUUACAUCAACGCUAAUUUCUGUGACGGAUACCGCAAAGAAAACGCGUAUAUUGCCACACAAGGUCCUCUUGAAGAAACAAUCGAGGACUUUUGGCGAAUGAUCUGGGAACACAAAACGUUUACAAUUGUCAUGCUUACAGAACUAGAAGAAAGAGGAAAGAUAAAAUGCGAACAGUAUUGGCCCACCGACGGGGCUGAAUUGUAUGGUGAUAUUGAAGUUACAGUAACAGACUGGAUUGAGUUUGCCAAUUACACAAUUACAACGCUACAGAUAUGCAAGGAGGGAGCCCCGCAGCCCAGAGAAGUGAAACAUUUCCAGUUCGCUGGCUGGCCUGAUCAUAGUGUCCCACCCCAUCCUACUCCCUUCCUUGCAUUCCUCAGAAGAGUCCGUUUCUAUAAUCCUACAGACGCAGGCCCCAUAGUGGUGCACUGCAGUGGUGGUGUUGGUAGAACAGCCUGCUUCAUCGUCAUUGACUCCAUGCUAGAAAGAGUGAAACAUGAAAAUACCGUCGACAUAUAUGGACACGUGACUGUGCUAAGAACCCAACGUAACUUCAUGGUCCAGAACGAGGAACAAUACAUCUUUAUUCACGACGCACUCCUUGAAGCAGUAUCCUGCGGCAAUACAGAAGUUCAUGCGAGGAACCUUGUGCAACACAUUAAGCGACUCACAGAACCUUCGGAAGGCGGAACGGCCGGUUUAGCGGAGGAAUUCAGAAAGCUUAGUAACCCAAAUCAAGCUCGCCGACUGAAGCAGGGAACAGGAAGUCUGACACAUAACAGAUCAAAAAACAGAUUGGCCAACAUUUUACCAUACGAAUCAACAAGAGUGCAGUUGAUAUCUACUCGCGGCAUCGAAGGCUCUGACUACAUUAACGCAAGUUACAUUGACGGCUAUCGUCAGAGAGGUGCUUACAUCGCUACACAAGGUCCUUUGCAGGAAACCGUGGAUGACUUUUGGAGAAUGUUAAUGGAAAAUAACUCAAACAUCGUUGUCAUGUUGACGCAGCUUUACGAAGGAGACAGGGAGCGUUGUUACCAGUACUGGCCGACUGAUCGCUCCGCAAAGCACCAGUAUUAUAUAGUGGAUCCUGUGUCUGAACAAGAAUUUCCUCAGUUUGUUAUCAGAGAAUUCAAAGUUAAAGAUAUCAUGAACGACAAUGUACGAAACAUAAAACAGUUCCACUUUCACGGAUGGACCGAAAGUGUCCCCAAGAGCGGUGAGGGUAUCUUGGAGUUAAUAGGCCAAAUACAAAGAACAUACGAACAGCAAGAGGAGGAAGGCCCCAUCACAGUGCACUGCAGUGAUGGUGUUGGUAGAACUGGAGUAUUCUGCGCCCUUUCUAUCGUGCUAGAGCGCAUGCGCUCUGAGGGAGUGGUAGAUUUGUUCCAGACGGUGAAACUUCUUAGAACGCAGAGGCCAAACAUGAUUCAAAAUAAGGAACAAUACCUAUUCUGUUACCAAAGAGCUUUAGAAUACCUCAGCUCGUUCGACCAUUACGCCGUGUGAGAAAUCAUGGAGUGUGAGCCGACAAUUUGUAAUGAAAACUUGCAAUAACUUCUUUCGCAAGGUAGAAUGCAAAUAUGUAGGAAAUCAUAGCUACAAAAACCGCAAUUAUUACAUCUCCCAAAUAUGUCGCAACCGGCAAGAAUUGGAAAAGUUCACCAUGGUUGGAUGAUAAAUUUACAAUCCCGAAAAUGAAUGUGAGCGAGAGUAAAAGAUUAGCAUGGAUCGCCAAGAUGAGCUUUCGUCUCGAAGCCAACCUAGACAUGGAAACAGGAUUUGUGACGAAGCGUAAACACAGUAUCUAAUCUGUGAAUAUUGGUAUAUUUAUUUUAAUGGAUGCCAGAGCUAUCAGUAGUUUGAUAAGAGAGGAGCAUCGGAGAGAAAUGAAGUCAAUUUCUCGAGAUUUAAAGUGAAAAGACAUUGAUUACGAAACGGAGGGUAAGGACAAGUAUGAGAAAAGUGGCAUAGAUGUUGACGCUCAAUAAGAAAAUUUAUAUAUUAAAAAAAAAAAUAGACAGUUCUAAUGGUCGCAAUACAUUGACAAAAAAAAGUUUUUAAAAUUUGGGUCACUUAGAUAAAAUCACCUUGAAAUGCUUUUUGGUGAAGAAGAAGUUUAGCUUUCGAGGCCAAUUUUUAUAUUAGAAGCUAAUAAUCUAUUUCAUUUUCGUAGCGUUUAAAAGAGCGUCAACUUAAGAAAUAUUUAUGCCAAAACAGGCAAUCCUUUUAAUUUUUGUUGAGGUUAUGAGAUAUUUUUUUUUGAAAGGGAUGUGGAAGUCUUCUGGAGUUGUAAGCUGGAUACAUCUUGAAAUUUAAAUAUUUUAUGGAUAUUUUUACAUCAGCAUUAAUUAACAUGAUUCAAAGCGCUCAUUCAUGAUUCUUACGUCGGCUCUAAGGCAACAAUUUUUUUUAAAAUCAUUUUUGAUCAACUUUGUUUUCAUCGAAUGAUAAUCUUAAAUAUUGCCCAUAAUACUUGAUACGGCUGCUAUCUUGAAUGAAUGAAUUUUUGCCCGGAGGAAUCCUUUGAUUUUUUAAUUUUUGAAAAAUUUAUUCAUUUAACAUAACCGCUGCAUCUCUUGUUAUCGAGUGUAUCACUCUACCCAUAAACCCUAUCUCUUAAUUAUAUCCAUGCGUGAUACGAGACUAAUUUUUUUAUAGUUUUUUUAGGUGGGAGUUAUUUCUUCAUAUUUAAUCGCAAAAUUGAUAUAUCGAUGCCGGUAUUACAUAAUUUUUAUCCCGUAAAGUGAGGCAACUUUUACAAAUAGGUUCCCGUCUUCCUUGAGACAAAUGAGAAAAGGUGGGAAGUCUUGGCGUUUAGGAAUCGUCCUCUCCUCAUAAUUUUAAACGCUAUUAAUGAGUUUAGACCCCAACAAUGUGAGCACCAAACGCGAGCAGCUCUUUGAAUAAUCUUUUGUUCACUAAUCUGAUGGUUUCAAUGGGGUAAUGGCUUUUACAGCUAACGGUUAAAACUUUGGCCAAUUUACGUCUAACGGCUGAUAUUUUACUUUCUUUCGAAUUUUUUUUCUUUUUUUUACGGUUAACUUUUUUUACCUCCACCGGUUAAAGUUUAUCAAUUUUUACGCCUACAAGCUAAAACCCCAUUGAAACCUUUUAAUUUUCUCACCGAAUGAUUUUCCGUGAAAGUACACGUUACUUUGGAACCUAUUUUAGUUUGCCAAUUAUGAAACUAUGGAAUAACGAAUAAUUAAGGGUGCAAUUUCCAAACUGAUCCUCUUGCUCUAGCUGCUUUUAACCGUUUUAAUCAAAUCGAAUUACCGACAAAUGCGAUUUAAGUUUUAAAAUCGUUUGUCAGCUCGCUUUUAGAAAUGCCAAAUUUCCCUUAUUUUAGAACUAAGAGUUCAGGCCGCUGAGAUAUCAUACCAAUGCAUCAAGUAUUUAUGUGCCAAACAGAAUUUUUCGUUUAGAUUUAUAGUUGACAGAUGAAUUUUUAACUCUCUAAGUGUAGAUAAUCCAGUGUAUAGAUAGAGAGAAUUAUAUUUUUUUUACAAUGAACAAUAAAGAACAAUUUAAAAUCUC